Debaryomyces hansenii CBS767 is the source of this 882-nucleotide messenger RNA. RefSeq lists its product as uncharacterized. The transcript has a single exon. NCBI's taxonomy places the organism in Eukaryota, Fungi, Ascomycota, Pichiomycetes, Serinales, Debaryomycetaceae. The record is from RefSeq and is a predicted model, not a curated record. Bases 1 to 882 code for a protein of 293 amino acids.
AUGUCAGAUAUACCCGGGGAUGGAAAUAAAGUAAUGGCUAGUGAUAAAAAUAUGGCUGAAAAUCAACCGAAGUCGGUGGAUGAAAACGAGGAGGAAGAAAUACAUAGUAAAUUAGACGCUAAGCAGGCCGAUGAAGAACCCAAUAAACAGCAAACAGAAGAAUACAAUGAUAACGAAGAUGGAAGAGAACCAGCACACGAGAAUGAGGACGAAAAUUUUAAAGCAGAAAAUGACGAUUCAGAUCCGGAAAUUGAACAGGGACAUGUAGACAAUGAUGCACAAGAUCCAGCGUCCAAUAAGGAUUAUGCCAAAUUAUUCGAAAAGUAUCAAGAACGAUUUUACAAGGUAUAUUCAGUAUCACAGAAAUUGUUUCAGAGCGAGGUAUCUCAAAGACAAGCUUUAAGCUUUUAUCAAAGAAGAAAUAAUGCAUUGAUUGAUUUACUUGACAAAUUCGAAUCGAAAGAACCGGUAUCGCCAACCACUGACCAAGUUUUGGCUGAUAGCGACAAAUCCAGGAUAGAGAACUUAAUAACAAUGAACCCUAGAUUAAAGGAGGUAUUGGCCCCCUUGUUAGCGAUCGACGACUCCCAACAGCAAUUUAAAGAAACGCAUAAGAUAAAUCUCUUGAUUAACGAAGCAAUGCCUGAUUUGAUUAACGACGAUAUGGGCAAUUUCGAACUCAAUCCCCAAGAUAUUGAGCCUUGGGUGAGAAGACACUAUCCAAACUUAGUGAUAUCCAAAUACAAACCGCUCACUAUAAGUGGUAAUAAAUUUAAAGAGACCGUUGAUACAGGGUCAACCACGACGACUAAAAGGAAACGAAAGCUGUCAAAAGACGAUGAAAACGAAGAAGAUCCACAAUCUAAGAAACCUAAAAAAUAA